Messenger RNA from Heterostelium album PN500, 171 nucleotides. RefSeq lists its product as uncharacterized. The transcript has 3 exons. The coding region runs from base 1 to 171 and encodes 56 amino acids. The record is from RefSeq and is a predicted model, not a curated record. Lineage: Eukaryota; Evosea; Eumycetozoa; Acytosteliales; Acytosteliaceae.
AUGUUAAUCAAUAAUUUAAAGAACAUUAACUUUUUCUCAAGAAAUACUUCCCAUUUCAAUACCAACAAUAUUACAAUGUCAAACUACAAUAGUAAUGGAUUGAUUCAACAAACAGAGAAUCAAAUUACUAAAACAUUAUCAAACAGACCAUUUUGGGCAGUUUGUCCUUAA